GGCCUGCUGGGACGUACAAUAUCCUCCACUUUCACUCCUGACAUCACACCAAUCAUCCUGGCGGCGCAUCGAGACAACUAUGCCAUCAUCAAGCUACUUCUGGACCGAGGGGACCGUAUCGCCCGUCCACACGAUCUACAAUGUGCCUGCAAUCUUUGCGUACAGGCCAGUCGUGAGGACAGCCUGCAGCAUUCAAAACUACGAAUCAACGCCUAUCGGGCUCUCUCGAGUCCCUCACUGAUCGCGCUCUCCAGCAAAGACCCUAUCCUGACGGCGUUUGAGCUGAGCUGUGAACUGAGACGGCUAGGCCGACUCGAAAAUGAGUUUCGAGACGAUUAUGAAGAGCUGUCGGAAAAAUGCCAGCUAUUUGCGACUUCAUUGUUGGAGCAAACGCGUGGUUCCGCGGAGCUAGCUAUAGUCCUUAAUCAUGAGAUCUUUUCCUACGGUGCUGGAGCCAACGUUAAUAUGAUGAAGACCUCGAUCAUGGAUGAAACGUCUACCGAGAGAAUGCGUUUAUCGCGACUCAAAUUGGCCAUUAAGUGCAAGCAGAAAAAGGUGCCAAAGUAA
Messenger RNA from Protopolystoma xenopodis, 567 nucleotides. The record is from the annotation of a GenBank genome assembly. Lineage: Eukaryota; Metazoa; Platyhelminthes; Monogenea; Polystomatidea; Polystomatidae.